UCGCUUCUAAACCCUCCAGAUUUCUCCAAAGCUUCAGACUGGCCGAAGCUCUCUGCUGACUGCACUGCUUUGCCACCCAGUCCCUGAGGGUUGCUAGCACCAUGAGGGCUUGGAUUUUCUUCCUCCUCUGCCUGGCAGGCACGGCAUUAGCGGCACCUCAGCAGCAAGAGGCGCUUCCUGAGGAGGCUGAAGUCGUAGAGGAGCCCGUUGCUGAGGUGACCGAGGAGCCUGUGGGUGCUAACCCUGUCCAGGUUGAGGUUGGAGAGUUUGAUGAGCCUGCCGAGGAGACCGAGGAGGUUGUAGCUGAAAAUCCCUGCCAAAACCACCACUGCAAACAUGGCAAGGUCUGCGAGCUGGAUGAGAACAACACUCCCAUGUGCGUGUGCCAGGACCCUACCAGCUGCCCUGCCCCCGUAGGAGAGUUUGAGAAGGUUUGCAGCAAUGACAACAAGACUUUCGACUCCUCCUGCCACUUCUUUGCCACCAAAUGUACCCUGGAGGGAACCAAGAAGGGGCACAAACUCCACCUGGACUACAUUGGACCCUGCAAAUACAUUGCCCCAUGCCUGGACUCUGAGCUGAGUGAGUUUCCCCUGCGCAUGCGUGACUGGCUGAAGAAUGUACUGGUCACCCUCUAUGAGCGCGAUGAAGAUAACAACUUGCUGACUGAGAAGCAGAAACUCAAGGUGAAAAAGAUCCAUGAGAAUGAGAAGCGUCUGGAAGCCGGAGACCACCCUGUGGAGCUGCUGGCCCGGGACUUUGAGAAGAACUACCAGAUGUACAUCUUCCCCGUGCACUGGCAGUUUGGCCAGCUGGACCAGCACCCCAUUGAUGGGUACCUUUCCCACACUGAACUGGCCCCACUUCGGGCUCCUCUGAUUCCCAUGGAGCACUGCACCACUCGCUUCUUUGAAACCUGUGACCUGGACAAUGAUAAGUACAUUGCCCUGGAUGAAUGGGCUGGCUGUUUUGGCAUCAAAUAUCAGGAUAUCGACAAGGACCUGGUGAUCUAAGCCAGACGCCUCCUUCCCGGUGGUCCACCUUUUCCUCCCUUACCUCCCAACUUCCCAUUUUCCUUUUAUAAUUCAUGUGUGUGGUUGGUUUGUUCUUUCUCCCUGGGGAUGAGGUGCUAAUAUAGAUCUAAGUUGUGUGUAUUAACGGUGCUAAAAACCAAACGGAAAAUGAAACCGUGACCUUUCUGGUUGUCUAAAACUACCCUACCUGAGGGCCGCUCACUCACUCAGUCACUUCUGCUAGUCGUCUUCUUCUUCUUCUUCUGUUUUCCGCAGCAAUGCUUACUGAUUCCACGGUAUAUGGGGAGCCACUCAAAUCCACUUUGACCCAUCCCACACAGCGGCCCUCCUUUUUGGUUCAGAUCCACACUCUCAUUUUUAAAAUUGAAUAAUUCACAGUCAGUUUUUGCAGCUCUUAUGUCUGGGGCAUCAGCCCUCUGCCGGGCUGGGGAGAGGAAGGAGACAAGCAAAGGAUGUUGGAAAGGGUGGUGAAUUUAAGAAAGUAGUGGAAUGGUCCUGGGUGAAGAUUUCCUGGGGUCUUCCCCAGAGAAGGAGAAAUCAGUGUAAAGGAAAACUAAAAAAAUCCAGAAGCACUUCAAUUGAGCAAUAAUUUGACAAAACAAAGGAAGAGAAAAAGAAAGUCAAAGAAAAGCAGACUGUAAAGUCAGAAACCAUCAAGGACACCCAGGUCCUUCCUUCCCCUCAGCCCACAAAGAAAACAAACUAAAGAAAAUGCUCCCCCUGUUAUUUCUGUUCCAUUAUUCUAACAUUAGGCUAUUUCUGCUUCUGCUUACUAGGACCCCCGCUACUCCCUUAAGGCAAACGACCCCCUUGCUCUAGAAGCUUAUUUCUAUUCUUGUAUCUUUUAUCUUUAAAUUCUUGCCCCCCCUCAGGGAAGCCCCAAAUUUGUAUGUUGUUUCGGAUAAAGGACCAAAAAAAAAUUAUGCCAGUGGAUUUUUUGCUGUUCCACUGUUGUGGCUCAUCCCUCGAGGGGCUUCUCUAGCUUCUGUCUGUUCUCUGUGUGUGUAUGUGUGCGUGUGCGCGUGUGAGGAUGUGUGAUUUUUUUUUUUUUGUUUUGUUUUUAAUGAAGAUAAGAUCUUCACUGUGAAAGGGAUGUCAACUCUCUCCGGAGAUUGAGGACCCUUUCGCCUCCAGUGUUCCAUGUGCUGCUGCUUCUUACUAAUCGUAUACAGUCUUGCCACGGUGUGAGCAAUUUGACAAGUUUCAGAAUAAAAAGUGAUUACUUGGAAACCUGCA
Messenger RNA from Gracilinanus agilis (Agile Gracile Mouse Opossum), 2270 nucleotides. It is a transcript of the gene SPARC, whose product is annotated as secreted protein acidic and cysteine rich. The record is from RefSeq and is a predicted model, not a curated record. Gene Ontology annotation, molecular function: protein binding; calcium ion binding; extracellular matrix binding. The transcript has 10 exons. Lineage: Eukaryota; Metazoa; Chordata; Mammalia; Didelphimorphia; Didelphidae. Gene Ontology annotation, biological process: anatomical structure development. The coding region runs from base 102 to 1013 and encodes 303 amino acids.